This is a messenger RNA of Bemisia tabaci, 1633 nucleotides long. Its product is annotated as DDB1- and CUL4-associated factor 13. The record is from RefSeq and is a predicted model, not a curated record. NCBI's taxonomy places the organism in Eukaryota, Metazoa, Arthropoda, Insecta, Hemiptera, Aleyrodidae. Gene Ontology annotation, biological process: maturation of SSU-rRNA from tricistronic rRNA transcript (SSU-rRNA, 5.8S rRNA, LSU-rRNA). Gene Ontology annotation, molecular function: protein binding. Gene Ontology annotation, cellular component: nucleolus; small-subunit processome.
AGGUUACAUUUGUCUCUGCAUUUGUGCAAGUGGCAUGGUCCAAAACAUCCAUAUUAGAAUUAUUUUGUCUUCCUCCUUCUCUGAUUCACAUUCAAGAUCAAUUUAACUGGUUUGAUUUUUUCUCUUGCUCCUUUUAAUGUUUCCUCAAGUUAGGAAUCUGAAUAUUUCUUUUUGAAGCCAUCAUGAAAGUCAAAACGUUGGUACGAAAUCCUGAUCAUUAUCUGAGGGAAACCAAGCGAGACAUUUUCAAAGUACCAAGAAAUUAUGAUCCAAGCCUUCACCCUUUCCAAGGACCCAGAGAAUACACACGGGCACUGAAUGCCACAAAACUGGACAGAGUGUUUGCCAAACCGUUUGUUGGUAACUUGAAAGGCCACACUGAAGGUGUGUCUGCCCUCGGAAAGCAUCCCUCCAGGCUAUCUGUGAUUGUCAGUGGAGCUUAUAACGGAGAGGUCAGAAUAUGGGAUUUAUCCCAGCAAACAUGCUUGCACCAUCUCCAAGCACAUGAAAGUUAUGUUCGAGGUCUCACCUUUGAUAUUUCUGGAGAACACUUCAUCAGUGUAGGUGAUGACAAAACAAUAAAAACCUGGGAUGUAGAAAAUUGUGGAACUUCCAAGCAUCCGGCUAAUGUAAUAAUAUCGAAGUCUGUGUUAUUAGGAAUUACCCAUCAUCGAACAGAAAAUAAAUUUGCAACAUGUGGUGAAGUUUGUCAACUGUGGGAUGAGACGCGAAACGAACCCAUCCGAAUUUUCGAAUGGAAUGUAGACAGUUUGCACAACAUUGCUUUCAACCAAAUUGAAACUCAUGUUUUAGCCUCUUGUGCCAGUGAUAGAAGCAUAAUUCUGUAUGACUCGCGCGAGACGGGUCCUGUCAGAAAAUUGGUAAUGAAACUUAGAUCAAAUCAAGUUGUCUGGAACCCAAUGGAAGCAUAUAUUCUUUCAGUUGCUAAUGAAGACUACAAUAUCUAUUCCUAUGAUACAAGAAAAUUCAAUGCGCCCAUAAUGAUUCAUAAAGACAAUGUUGGGGCUGUUACCUGCCUUGAUUAUGCCCCAACUGGAAAAGAAAUUGUCAGCGGUAGCUACGACAGAAGUAUCAGAAUAUUUCCUGUCCACAAAGGUCACUCAAGAGAUGUGUAUCAUACAAAACGGAUGCAACAUGUGCUCUCUGUUUCGUGGUCUCUGGAUAAUAAGUACAUCUGCAGUGCAUCUGAUGAAAUGAAUAUUCGUAUUUGGAAAGCCCGGGCCUCAGAAAAACUUGGAGUGUUGAAACCAAGAGAAAGAGACGCUCUGCAUUACAAUGAAAUGCUCAAAAGCAAAUUUGCCGGUCACCCACAGAUUAGAAGAAUUGCCAGGCAUCGCCAAAUACCCAAGUACAUGUUCAAUGCAAGGAAUCAAUUGCGCGAAGCUAAAGAGAAGAUCAAAAGGAAGGAAGCAAAUGUACGCAAACACUCCAAGAAAGGUACCAUUCCUCACGUUCCAGAAAGGAAAAAACAUGUUGUGGAAGUCCAGGAGUGAUAAUUUUUCCUGUACUCUUAUUGUUAUAUCGAUAAAGUUAAACAUUUUCUUUAAAAAAACCUCAUAAAUCCAUGGAAAAUUUAUAUUUCAUAAUAAAAUCACUAGAUGUGACAACAUCA